This is a messenger RNA of Sciurus carolinensis (gray squirrel), 2548 nucleotides long. RefSeq names its product InaF motif containing 1 (gene Inafm1). The record is from RefSeq and is a predicted model, not a curated record. The transcript has a single exon. NCBI's taxonomy places the organism in Eukaryota, Metazoa, Chordata, Mammalia, Rodentia, Sciuridae. The coding region runs from base 366 to 785 and encodes 139 amino acids.
GCCGGAGGGCAGGCGGGCCGGGCUCGAAUGUUGGGAUAGAUCGGUUCGUAGGCAGGGGAGUGGGACCUGAGGGCAGAGGCGCGGAGAGGCAGCACUAGAGUACGAGGCGAGGCUUCAGCCUGGAAGGCGGGCGGGGGGCGCGUAGGAGUCUGAAGCCUCCGAGGAGACGGGGACGGUGGAGCUGCGGUCUCGGGGAGCAGCGGGCUUAGGACGGGCUGGUUUGACGGCGGCUGGCGGGAGGCAGACGCGGCGGCGCGCCUCGGGGCGGUGGAGGCCCGCCCACGCUGGGGCGGGCGGUGGAGGACGCGGGGCGGCGCGGGGGCGGGGCCUUGCGGACCGCGGUGCUGGGCGGGUGGGCCGCGGCGAUGCGGGGCACGAGCUGCGUGGGUGGCGGCGGCGAGAGCCCUGGCAGCGCGGGGCUGAGCGAGGGCCCGCGGGGCCGCUGGCUGCGCCUGGCCCCCGUCUGCGCCUACUUUCUCUGCGUCUCGCUGGCCGCGGUGCUGCUCGCCGUGUACUACGGCCUCAUCUGGGUCCCCACGCGGCCCCCCGCGGGCCCCGCCGGCCCGCCGCCCAGCGCGCCGUCCCCUCCCUGUGCCUCUCGCUCCGGCGCGCCGCCUGUCCCGGUGCCCGCCGCCGCCUCGGUGUCCUGCCUCCUGGGCGCCCCGGGCGGGCCGCGACCCCAGCACGAACUGCCGCGGAGCCGCCGCCGUCGCCACAACGACCACAACCGCCGCCUGACUCCGGAAGAGACGCCCGAGGCCACGGGGGGGCGAGGGCCCGGGUAACCGACCCUUCCACCCGACCCGAUCGUCAGCCCUCGAGAGCCCGGUGCUCCCCGCCGAGCAUGCAUGCCGUCCCCGGAUGGUCCCGGGCUCAGUGACAUCGCCCAGCCUUCGGAGCCGUCAUCCUGAAGAAUGAGGGCAGCGGGCGCUGACUCGGGGCCUCGCCCUGGGCGGCUCUUCCGCGGUCAGACCUGUCCACCAUCUGGCAGAUUCCCACCGACCUCUGCCUCUUGACCCAGCCCCCAUGGGAUUCUGAGCACGGCGCCCACCGCCCACCCCGCUACUCUCCCCGAAUCUUCGCACCCGACUGCAAUAAACUCCAGCCCUAGCUGCCUCGUGCUGUGUCUGUGGUGUUUGCAAAGAAGCCUCCUUUUCCAAGUCUGAGGAGAACUCUCGGGGGGUUUGGCCUUUGUCUUUUGCCAUGGGUGGAUUUUGUGGGCUUUCCCCCUUCUCCAGGGGACCCUUUUGCUUUUUUCAUCACCUUUAUGUAAUUUUUAGGUUAGGGUGGGGAGAAGAGGCCUAUCAGUACCGGGCCACUGAAGGUCAGACAGCAUAAAGGACUUACCAGUUUUUGAUGUGCUUGAAACAGAGAACAAGUGCCUUUUUGAAGAAAAAAAUUUUAAAAAGAGGGUAUCUGCUCCUACAGCACGGGAGACCAGCUCUGGGGUUCUGAGAAAUGCUGUUGUUUUAAUCACAACGUUAGGAAGAGAGAUUAAAUCACCCUGACGAGGAUGCAGCUAGGAUGGAAUGAUGCUUGCUGCCUUCCUGGUUUUAGAAAUGAGGGUGGACGGGUGACUGUGGGAAUUUUUUGCCUCUCUGGAAGCCAUGAAGCAAAUUAGCAAAGUGCUGUGCUGCUUCUAAAGGUGAGUACAGCCUCUGACCUGGAAUGCUGCUGGUAAGCCAUGGCCAAGAAACAGAUCGAGCUUCUGGCGAAGGAGUCAGAUUGUUGAGUACAUUUUCCUUUCAGAGAAUUGAGACCUGGCCCUGGGCAGGGCCUGGGAUCCUGCAUGCAGGAAGUGGUUUUUCUGUCUUGGCCCCCCCCCACCACCACCACCAAAACUGGAGACUAUCCCAGGAGAGUGAGGCUGAGCCUCUUCUUGCAGAUGGCCAGUCCCUGGAUGUGGAGGAGGAGUGUCAGUUACUCUGCUUGCUCCAGCAUUCCCCAGUGGGUGACAGGGUCAGAAGCAGAAUGCAGGAAGCCAGCACUCUAUAGCCAGCCCAGAUGGUGGCUAGGGGCACGAACUUGGGGCUGAAUUACCCAGAUUCAAAUCCCAGGUCUUCCUCUCAUCGUCUAUGCGACUUUGGGCAGGUUACUUGACCUCUCUGUUCCCGUAAAAUGAAGAGGACAGCAUUUAACCAAGCUCCUGUGAGAAUUCAAUAAGCAAGUGACCUAAGACCUUCACAGCAAAGCCAUGUGUUCUCUCUCUCCAUCUCCUCUGUCCUUCAGGGAUAUAAGAACCACAGCUUGGAUCCCAUGGGCUAUCAAGUUAGUCUGAGGCCCUGGACACCAGCAAGUAGUGAGUUCAGGGGAGGGACUGCUCUUUCUAGUUUCUAACUCUCCCGGCCCUGGUAAUCGCCAGUCUCCUCUGCAUCUCUACUGUCUCCUCACCCGCUUUCUGUGUGUCCAUAUGGUCUCUGUCUCUUCCACUCUCAGCUCCUCUCUGUUGCUCCCCCCACCCCCAUCUCAGCCUCCAAACCCUCCUCUGGCUCCUUCCCUUUUGUUUUCUCUUCCUCUACUGCUUCUCAAUCUCUUUCAGUCUCUCGGU